Funneliformis caledonium is the source of this 327-nucleotide messenger RNA. The record is from the annotation of a GenBank genome assembly. Lineage: Eukaryota; Fungi; Glomeromycota; Glomeromycetes; Glomerales; Glomeraceae.
AUGGAAUUAGAUAAGAUAUUGGUUAGGGAUAUUGGUAGACUAUAUGAAGAUUCAGACGAUUGCAAUGUUCAAAUUCAAGUUGGACAUGGGUCAAAUGUUCGUACUUUUAAGGCUCACUCUGUUAUCCUGAGAGCAAGGUCCUCAUAUUUUCGUGCUGCUCUGUCAUCUAAUUGGGCUAGAAAAGAUGAAGAUGAAUAUUUGGGUUUUGGAAGUGAUUUAGAAUGGUUUGCUGGAAUUUGUGAACAAAAUGAUUAUCAACAAAAAAUUUAUAAUGGAGUUGAAUUUAUCAUGGAUGAUUAUGAAGUGUUUCAAGUCGUUAAAUAUUAA